AUGGCUGAUCUCUAUUGGAUUGAACAGAGGGAGAAUGAACAUCUAAAAGCAUACUUACAGCGUUUCAUUGACCUCAUGCAUCAAAUCCACGACGUCGACCCACUCACCGCAGCAAAUCUCUUCGUCAAAAGCCUGCAGGUGGGAUCUCUCUUACAGGAGAAUCUCACCAUGACACCACCAUACGACAUGGCAGACGUGCAGACCCGAGUCGAGGGCAUCUUCAGGGUACUGGAAUUUCGAGAGCACGCACAGAAGAAGUCUGCACUCAUCUCUGCUCCGCCAACAAAUAAUCCUCCACCACCUGCCAGGGAUGACAAGAGGAAGCGGAACCAAACAGAUCAUACGAAGGAAGGAAAAAGGCCAAGACAGGAUCAACAGCCAUCACGAUACCCAUCCUUCGAAUACACCGUCCUGCAAGAAGUCAUUUAUGAAGAAAAUAAAGACAGACCUAUCUGGCGAGAGCCCUACAAAAAUACCACUCCAUCUGACAGAAGGGAUAAAAACAGAUACUGUCUCUUCCACAAAGAUCACGGUCAUAUGAUCGCUGAAUGCCACAAUUUGAACAAUCAGAUCCAAGCCCUCAUGAGGAGUGGAAGGCUUACCCAAUACAUCAAGGAGACGGGCAGACCAGGCACCUCGCGGCAGAACCCCGCUUCUGCCCCCGCUCCACAGGCGUCAGACCCCGUGCACAUAGCCUCUGACAGCACCCAGGAGACUCUUAAGCAAGUCCCUAUGAUCCACGGGAUCGUAGAACCCACUGAUAAUCAAGAGCAUACAACCAAAAUCGAUAAAAGGAUGGAAGAAUGA
Messenger RNA from Humulus lupulus (European hop), 807 nucleotides. RefSeq lists its product as uncharacterized. Lineage: Eukaryota; Viridiplantae; Streptophyta; Magnoliopsida; Rosales; Cannabaceae. The transcript has a single exon. The record is from RefSeq and is a predicted model, not a curated record. Bases 1 to 807 code for a protein of 268 amino acids.